Messenger RNA from Suillus paluster, 1470 nucleotides. RefSeq names its product peptidase S8/S53 domain-containing protein. The transcript is spliced from 5 exons. NCBI's taxonomy places the organism in Eukaryota, Fungi, Basidiomycota, Agaricomycetes, Boletales, Suillaceae. Bases 1 to 1470 code for a protein of 489 amino acids. Gene Ontology annotation, biological process: proteolysis. The record is from RefSeq and is a predicted model, not a curated record. Gene Ontology annotation, molecular function: serine-type endopeptidase activity.
AUGUCUUAUCUCGCAACUUGGUCAUUACUAGCGGCGGCGUUGGCCCCUGCGGUUCUCGCAACCCCACUUUCUACCAAUCCUUACAAUAUUCCCAGUCGGCCGCAACUCAAGGUUGCGCCGUUAAUAGUUGCUGACCAUCCAUAUGGAACCGUCAAUAACUCGUAUAUCGUGGUUCUUCGCGACGACAUGCCUCAGGCUGUGAUGCAGAACCACCUCAACUUUCUCCAGAUGGCUCACACAUCUGACUCACUCCUUGGUAAUGGGUUUGCAGAGGGCCUCCGUCACCUUUAUGACGGACACGUCAAAGGUUACGCUGGAGAGUUCACUGAGAACGUCAUUGAGCAGGUCGACUUCGUAGAGAAGGACCAAAUCGUGCGGACCAUGGAGAUUGCCACCCAGAGGGGCUCGCCUUGGGGUCUCGCUCGUGUCAGCCACCGGUCCAAGCUCAGCUUCAGCACAUUCAACAAGUAUCUCUACAACUCCGAGGGUGGUGAGGGUGUUGACGUCUAUGUCAUCGACACUGGUAUCAAUGUCGCCCACAACCAGUUUGAAGGUCGCGCCUACUGGGGCAAGACUGUCCCUGCCAAUGACGUUGAUGAGGAUGGCAAUGGCCAUGGUACCCACUGUGCUGGUACCAUUGCUUCCAGCAAGUAUGGUGUCGCCAAGAAGGCAAACGUUAUCGCCGUCAAGGUGUUGGGUUCCAACGGUAGUGGCACCAUGGCCGAUGUUGUCUCAGGAGUUGCAUGGGCAGCUCAGUCGGCUGUAGACAAGCUUGCAGCUGCUCGCGCUGAGUACGCUGCCACGGGCAAGACCAAGCACAAAGGAUCAGUUGCAAACAUGAGUCUUGGUGGUGGAAAGUCACCCUCUCUUGAUAUUGCUGUUAACCGCGCGGUUGACGCUGGUCUUCAUUUUGCCGUUGCUGCCGGCAACGACAACAAGGACGCGUGCAAGUACUCCCCUGCUGCAGCUGAAAAUGCCGUGACCGUCGGCGCCUCCACGCUCAGCGACGAGCGUGCAUACUUCUCCAAUCACGGCGAGUGUGUGGAUAUCUUCGCUCCUGGUCUUAACAUUCUGUCUACGUACAUUGGAAGCAAGGAUGCCAUCGCUACCCUUUCUGGAACCUCAAUGGCUUCUCCUCAUACCGCUGGCAUGCUCGCAUACCUCUUGUCGAUUUACCCCUCCACAACCUUCAACCCUUCCUUGAGCUCGACCCUCCUUUCUCCCGCACUUAACUUCGUUCGCCCUUACGCCUCCGUCUACUCUCUGUGCCACGCUGCCCUCCCGCGCUGGAUGACCGAAUUCCUGCCAUCACCCCAAAUCUUCGUCAACGCGCCCAUACCUGGCGGCCCCGCUGAGAUCUCCCCGAAGGCGCUCAAGAAAGCUCUUAUCGACCUCGCAACGCCGAACGUGCUCACUGAUCUCCCCGCGCAGACGGUGAACUUGCUCAUCUUCAACAACGCUACCUCCUAA